Messenger RNA from Pyricularia oryzae 70-15, 339 nucleotides. RefSeq lists its product as uncharacterized. NCBI's taxonomy places the organism in Eukaryota, Fungi, Ascomycota, Sordariomycetes, Magnaporthales, Pyriculariaceae. Bases 1 to 339 code for a protein of 112 amino acids. The transcript has 6 exons. The record is from RefSeq and is a predicted model, not a curated record.
AUGUGGAUUCGUUUUUCUAAUCUCAGUAAAUUCUACGCCGUUAUCCUCCUCUGGCCCCUCUCGAUGAAGAGCCGUCAACUGCCGUCAGACGAAUCCUCCGUGCGCCUGAAGGCACGGGGUCGCGUCAGUGAACAAACCUGUAAGCAGGACCGGGCACGAACCCGGUCAGGCUCGAUUCGCUUCUAUGCCCUUGUUUUCCGCUGUGUAAAUAGAGAAAAUAGAAAGCGCGCCGAGAUACCCCUCGGGAGGGUCUUUGGCGGCAGGAGUAUCAGUCGCAAGAGUAUUGGUGGCAAGGAGAAGCUUCUCUACAGUGCGUAUUACGACGGUCAUCAGCACUAG